Solanum tuberosum (potato) is the source of this 1973-nucleotide messenger RNA. RefSeq lists its product as uncharacterized. Bases 1490 to 1906 code for a protein of 138 amino acids. Lineage: Eukaryota; Viridiplantae; Streptophyta; Magnoliopsida; Solanales; Solanaceae. The record is from RefSeq and is a predicted model, not a curated record. The transcript has 2 exons.
GUCGGGCCUUAUUGGAACUAACAAUUUAAUAUAAUCUCCAGGUAGCGUCCGAUUGCUGCUUGCUGAUUUUCUCAGCAAGAAUAUAAGAAUAAAAAAACAAUAGCACACGCACAAGAUGUUACAUCAGCACAUUUAUUUAUAUAUAAAUCCAUUCUUCUCUUUCUAAUAUAUAUUAUCUCAUAACUUGAUAUACUGAAUAUGACUAUCUCCAUGCUACAAUAUACUCAAAACUAAAACCAAAUGCUAAUCACAAAACUUUGCUCAGAUACUGAAAGUUCACACUUGUACAGUAGUUACACUUCUUAAGCUGAAAGGUAUCUAGUCAAAUAUCAAUUCUCCAGGUAGCAUCCCGAUUGCUGCUUGCUGAUUUUUUCAGCCACAACAUGAGAUUUAAAAAAAAAGAAAAACCAACAAUAACACACGCACAAGAUGUUACAUCAGCACAUCUCUUUUAAAUAGAAAUCCAUUCUUCAUAUUAUCUCAUAAUUUGAUAAACUGAAUACGACUAAAAGAAUAUUAUUUGUAGAUAAUUUAAUUUGAAAGCACUCAUCUCACCUUUAUAUAAGAUCAAGUACUUCAACACUCUUACCCCUCCACAUUUUUUAGUGAACAUUCUCUAGAAUUUCUCUUAGAUUCAAAUCGAAUAUCGCUGAUGAUAAAACUAGAGUAGAUAUUUUUUAUUUCCUACUUACAUGAGAUCAUAUCUUUGCUUUUAUAUCAAUUUCUCUAAUUUUGAUCUUACUCCCCAAUCUGAUAUUGUGGUGCUGGGUAUAUGUGUCGGCCUGUGUGUUGUAUUUUUGCUUUUAUUUGAAUUUGCAUUAUGCCCUUCUCGCAUUAAUUGUGUACUAACAUUUAUAGAGUUUUUUUUUUUUAAUCUUUCAAAACUAAAUUUUGUUUAGGUCUCAUUUGUAUGUACUUAAUGAAAAUCUGAAUAUGAAUGGUUGAGACUUUGACCAUUAAGUUAUUUUCAUUAUAUUUAAGCAUUUAAUUAGUAUUUUGUGUAGAUCAUAUCCACCAUCACCGGUUACCACCACUAACCAGCCACAUUUGCCAUCACUACUACCAUCACCACCGCCCCGUCUUUGUAGCCACUGCCACCUUCUACUAUCACUAUCAGCCUCUACCACGAUCAAUUCCCACCACCAACAAACUUCGCCAUCACAAAUAGCACCGCCGCUAACUAUCACUAUACAUUCUUCAGUCCCACCAUUACUGUUGUCACCUCCAUUGAUCACUAUUAUCAACCACUACCCUCCAUCAUCAUAACUAGCACCACCACCAACUACCACAAACACAUCAUUAAGUACCACACCACAUUCUUCAGCCACUACCAUCAAUCAAUUUCACCACACAUUCCAAUAAGGUCACCAUUCAAAAAGUUGUAAAAUAGAUAUAAGAUUGUGUAUAAUAAACCCACCUUUUCCUGAACUCCGCUACUCAUAGCAAACUUAGUUCACCGAGCUGCAGACAGAAGAUCCUAGUAUUAAACAUGAUGAUGAUUAAUCUUUUUGAAGUGGUCGUUCAGGUAGAAAACAGGGGAGAAAUUCCCGUCUAUCUGAAAGAGAAUUUCCUCUAUGCACUGCCAAGCCGCCACGGCCUUGUGAUCAGAGUAGACCCCUUCAGCACAAAGGUUAUGGCGGCGCAUACGUUCUUUGCCCGCAACAAGUCCUUUGGGAGACCCUCUAGCGUAGAGGUUCAUAUAAAUGGGAAAUUAAUUCAGCGGUUGACGCCGCAAACCUUUGUGCAUUACCCGAAGAUUAUCGUUGAUCGUUUUACUGAUGAAGAGGGAUCAACCAUCCGUGUGGUUCGUCCUCAACGAGCUCUCGAACUCUCUCGUUUGAGGGCCUUCAACUUUCUUGCUAUGGGAUUCAAAGAAAGAAAGGAGGUGUGGCUUGUGAAGAAGUAAUAGGACUCAGUCAGAUGCAUGGAUACUGCAGGCUACAGCUAGCAUAUAAACUCAUGCUUUAUUUUGA